CUGGAAGAAGGAAGAGAGAUGAUGCGGAGCAGCGACUAAAAGCUUCAUAAACUCCUCUCUUUGCUCCCUGCCGGUUGAGUUUAAGUUCAUAUCCAGGCUGCUGCGUGGCCUCCGUGUCCAGUCCGGUCCUAACCCGGCUGCUCUCAGAGUUUACUGGGAGAUUCGCCUUCGAUGCGCCUUGAAAAGCACUUUGCAGCAUCUUGCUAGCAGCAGCUAAGCUAAGCUAGCCGAGCGAGCGAGCCACCCGGCGACAGGCGCUCUGCGGUCCGGGAACCGGCCGGCCAUGAAACGGGGCAGAGCCUGCCCGGUGAAGGUAGUCCGUGGGUGUUAAUCAUUACUGGGACGGGUGGUUGCGCAGUGGCAGACACCUGAAGUUAUCCAGCCGCUUUGGAAACCGCCCCCGAUGUUCGCAUCGGGCUAACGGUUAGCGUCAGGUUACGACUUCAGCUAGCUCCACUAACGACAGGUAACACCGGCGGUUCCGGACAUGGCCUGUAAUCCCGCACCGGGCGUCCCCAGCCGGGCUAAUGGAGAGGACGACCCGGGACAGGGCUCCGGUUCUGGGCGUUCGGGUCGGCACGAGUCCGAGUCUGAGCCCGACGCCGGGGCGACGGUGAAGAGCUUCUCCCGGCUGUGCAGCAGGGACGAGGAGGAGCGCACCGCGGCUCUGGAGGAGCUCAGCCUGGGGGUCGAGGCGUGUUUGAACCUGGACCGACCCGGUUCGGCCCGGAUGAGCAGACGGACUCUGCUGCACCUGCUCCGACUGUCCAGGUCGUGUCCGCUGCAGGAGGUCCGGGAGAGGGCUGCCAAGCUGCUCCGGACCGCACAGGAACAAGGAGUUGAAGUACCUCGGGCCUUGGCCACAGGCCCCAGUGCCUUUAUCCCUGCAAAGGAGGUUUUGAAAGAAGGGCCAAACCAGGACAUCCUCAUCGAGUCUUUCCUGUCGCUGGGCCGGGUGGACCACGUCACCAUGGUGAUGGCGCUGCAUCCCGCCUAUCUCAGCUGUUUCCUGAGGACCCAUCAUGCUUUGUUGGAGCUGGACGGCCCCUUGCCCCAUCACUGGAGACAUUACAUCGCUGUCAUGGCCGCAGCUCGACACCACUGCUCGUACCUGGUGCAGCAGCACAGCAGCAGCUUCCUGGAGGCCGGGGGCGAGGAGAGCUGGCUGAGCGGCCUGGAGCGCGCGCCCACCAAACUCCGCAGCCUGCAGACGCUCAACAAGCUGCUGGCACACAGACCCUGGCUGAUCACACAGCAGCACAUCCAGGAGCUGGUGUGUCCCGGAGCGGAGCCUCGCUGGUCGCUCGCCGAGCUGAUCCACGCCGUGGUGCUGAUGGCGCACGCCCACUCGCUGUGCUCCUUCGUGUGGGGCUGCGGCCUGAACCCCGAGCCCGACCACGUCGGGGGCUACACCUUCCAGCCCCCGUCGCCCGGCCACGUUCCCCCCAGCCCCCACAGCCCGGCUCCUGAGGACGGCAGGCCGGAGCUGGUCGACGGAGCGAUGGAGGUGGAGGUGCUGAUGAAGAGGAUGGUGGAGCUGCAGCAGCAGCAGGAGGAGGAAGAGUGUACCCAGGAGGAAAUGGUGACUCGCUUUGAGAGGGAGAGGAGCGAGAGCAUACCCACCGCGGUGGUGCGGGGCGCUCCGCCUGACCUGGUGCUCUGUCUCGUGGAGGAACCAGAGUUCAGAUAUGAAGACUUUGCCCCCAGGGGAGAGCAGUCACCACCCACCAUGAGAGCACAGGACUACUCAUGGGAGGACCACGGCUUCUCUCUGGUCAACAGGCUGCUGCCGGACAUGGGCCAACUCCUGGAUGAGAAGUUUCAGGUUGUGAGCAACCUGACCUACCACCGGAUGGCCAUGCACGAAGGUGUGGACACUCUCACUCUGAGAAAAGCUCUGUGGAACUACAUCCACUGCCUCUACGGCAUCCGCUACGAUGACUACGACUACGCCAGCGUCAACGUGUUGCUGGAGCGCUCUCUGAAGGUAUUUGUGAAAACCAUGGCCUGUCAUCCCGAGCAGACCACGGCUCGCAUCUACCACACCUUCUGGAGACACUUCAGACACUCCGAGAAGGUUCAUGCAAACAUCAUAGUGAUGGAAGCCCGGCUACAGGCCGCCCUUCUUUACACUCUGCGAGCCAUCACACAUUACAUGAGAUGACACACUCGUACACAUUUUUUUUUUUUUUUUUUGCAGAAGCUGAGCCAGCUGUGAUGCGCCGCAGUUCAAUCUUGCACACACUUUCUUUCUCUCACACACACACACUUACACACACACACUACAGUGAAUGUUUGUAUAUGCAGAUCGUAUCUUUCAGUGUUAUUGUUUUGAGGCUGCUUUGUGACUGGGAUAUUGUAUAUUUAAUUGUACCUCUUUUGCACUGAAGUGUAUUUGGUUUUUUGUUUUUUUUUCCCCCUCUAUUUGCGCCUCGAGUGUCAUUCUGACUAUCUUGCACAUCACUCAGCAUCUCAGACAUAUUCACAUGCCAGCUACUGACUGAGAUCCGAUAUAGCUGAAUCGUCAUCCCGAUUGCUGAUUUUUUUUGUUUUGUUUUGUUGUUGUUCUCUGAGAAAACCCGGUCUCACACCACUACAGCUCAAGCCUCAGUAAUCCUGUGUCGGUGGCACGUGGAGGCUGAGAUCAAACAUGACGAAAUGUGUAUUUUUUUA
Salarias fasciatus (jewelled blenny) is the source of this 2673-nucleotide messenger RNA. RefSeq names its product sestrin 2 (gene sesn2). The transcript is spliced from 11 exons. Gene Ontology annotation, cellular component: nucleus. Bases 488 to 2164 code for a protein of 558 amino acids. The record is from RefSeq and is a predicted model, not a curated record. Lineage: Eukaryota; Metazoa; Chordata; Actinopteri; Blenniiformes; Blenniidae. Gene Ontology annotation, molecular function: oxidoreductase activity, acting on peroxide as acceptor; L-leucine binding. Gene Ontology annotation, biological process: negative regulation of TORC1 signaling; regulation of response to reactive oxygen species; positive regulation of macroautophagy.